Messenger RNA from Periophthalmus magnuspinnatus, 3352 nucleotides. RefSeq lists its product as uncharacterized. Lineage: Eukaryota; Metazoa; Chordata; Actinopteri; Gobiiformes; Gobiidae. Bases 33 to 3335 code for a protein of 1100 amino acids. The transcript has 10 exons. The record is from RefSeq and is a predicted model, not a curated record.
UGGAGAAACAUUCCAAACCAACCCAGCACAAUAUGAAAACGAUCAAAGGUCAGAAGACAGAAAAAUCUCCACAAAUUGAAAAUCAAAAUCAUUACCACAAACACUUGGAUGAUAAUGACAUCCAUGAUACCCAUUCAACCACAGAGGAUAGCGUUUUUAAUGACCUUUCCCGUGACAACAGGCAUCACCACUCCCAUUUUCACCAGCGAAACCAUCACAGUUUUUCCACCUCAAGUACCUCCAUAACAUCAUCGCCAUCGCCAUCAUCAUCAACUUCCCUUACUUCUUCUUCCUCAUUUUCAUCAUCCUCUUCAUCAUCCUCCUCAUCUACAACAUCCUCUUCCUCCUCCAGCUCUUCAUCUGAGAGUGACAGUGAAAGUUCAUGUCCAAGCGUCAAACCUCAGCAUUCCCGUUCAUGCACGGACAUCUCCAGGAAAAACAGAUAUUUUGAUGAAUGUGAUGACACUGCUCCGUUAUUGGGCAGAAGCGAAUAUGUGGACAGAAAUCAGAAACAAGGCUCAACUCCUGGUUCUAGCCGAGGCAAACUUAAGAGUGUACAAGAUGGAAGUGUCCGCAAGGCUAAAUCAAUGGAGACCCUCGCAAGACCAAAGCAAAAGGAACCACAAGAUAAAGCAGAACAAGACAAGAGAAAAAACAUAGUGAAGGAAAAAAUUCAAUUCUCUGCAUUUCUGAAUGAGAUCACUCGGCAGGUGCUUAGUCCAAUGAGACUCUCAACCCUUGGAGUGACAAACGUGCAAAGAUCUCAUAGUCCAGGACAGGCAUCUGCAAGAUCUACGAAGUCUGAACAUAGCAAAGGUCACCAGAUCGUAAGACAAGACAUAGUUUUAAGAGGCAUCAUUCAUGGUCGGAUUGUCAUCGCUCCUGCUCACCAUCAGAAAAGCACCAUUAUCAUCGACAUCCUCACCGGUAUCGCAGUCCAAGAAGUACUACCAAAUAUCGCCAUAGAGGUCAUCUCAGCCCUGACUAUCAUCACAAUAAGCAAGAGCUUCAACGUGAAGAGCACUGUCACACCCAUGGCCAUAACCAUCAGAAACACCAAGAUCCUAGGCCCCGGAGUGACCACUACCAUGGAUCUCACCAGAGAAAACAAUAUAACAAACAACUGGUGCCCGAUCACGAUCAGCAUCUUUACCACCAAAAUGAGUCUGUACAUCACCAUGGCAAUAAACACCGCCAUGGACCCCACACCCAUCACCACCAUGAGUCCCACCGCAAAGGGGACAAUCACAGUGAGCCUCAACAACACCAUAGUGACCAUCACCGUGAAGCCCAUCACCACGGAGAACAUCAUACUGAGCACCAUCACCAUGGAGAACAUCGUUACCAUGGAGAACGUCACCGCAAGUCUCACCAUCACCAUGAGGACCGUCAUCGCGAGCCCCAUCACCAUAGAGACCAUCACACUGAGCACCAUCACCAUGGAGAACAUCACAGUGAGCCCCAUUGUCAUGGAGACCAUCACAGUGAACCGCACCAUCACCAUGGAGACUAUCACAUUGAGGCCCACCACCAUGGAGACCACCACCAUGGAGAUCACCACCAUGGAGACCAUAAUACUGAGCCCCAUCACUAUCAACAUGGAGAUCAUCAGAGUGAGCCCCAUCACCAUGGAGACCACCACCAUGGAGAUCACCACCAUGGAGACCACCACCAUGGAGAUCACCACCAUGGAGACCAUAAUACUGAACCCCAUCACUAUCAACAUGGAGAUCAUCAGAGUGAGGCCCAUCACCAUGGAGACCAUCAUGUUGAGCACCAUCACCAUGGAGACUAUCACAGUGAACCUCAUCACCAUAACCAUGGAGACUAUCACAAUGAACACCAUCACCAUGGAGACCAUCACAGUGAACCCCAUCACCAUCACCAUGGAGACCAUCACAAUGAACCUCAUCACCAUCACCAUGGAGACCACCACGCCACAUCACCAUGGAGACCAUCACAGUGAGCACCCUAAUCACUAUGGAGAUCAUCAUCAUUAUGAAGAUAAUGCGUGCCACCAGAAACACCCCGAUGACCACUGUGGUCCUGAAUCCCCCAAGGUCCAUUCCAAAACAAACCAGUGUCACACUGGCUCCAGCCACCAUGGAAAACCAGCAGAGAAGACUCUGGAGUCCCUCAGAAAUUCUACUAGACCUGCCAGUGCGUCCAGUCAGGACGAGGAACAGACAAGCUUCAGAAACCCAUUACAUAAAGAAAGUGCAGAUGGCAUGGGCCGAAUAAUAAUACUGCAUGAACAGAAUGAUGGGCUGCAGCAAAGUCUGUUGAAAACAGCAGUGAGAGUGGAGUGUUUGGGAGAAGAGUUCACCAGCAGUCGCCACUGUUUGGAGGCAGAGCUUCAGAAGACACGCUUGGAGCUCAGUAACCUCACUGAGAGAUUUAAAAGAUUACAUGACAACUGCUCUUCAGCACAACAAACUAAUAACCUGCUAGAGCAUAAACUUCAUUUGGUGGCUCAGAGUAUGGAAGGGGAGCGUGAAAGGCUAAACAAACGCGUUUCAGCUUUAACAGAACGACUGGCUGAUGCAAAGUUUGUCAACACUGUGGACACAAGCCACGCAACACAACAUCAUAAUCAUUCAGGUGCGGACCCGGCUGUUCCCCCCGUUGCCCCUCCUCCAGCUCAGUUCAUGGACAGUCAGAACUACACUAAAGACAAAAUUGUAGGACAGGAACAGCCUUUGGGGUCAGUCCCAGAGGAGGAGGAAUCUGAUUGGUCAGAAAUUGGUGAGGAAACACCAAGAUUUGUGCUGACAGGUUUGAACAGAGGCCAGGCAUGGAGACAGGGUGAUGAAGAUAAAGCCAAUGAGCUCGAAAGGGAAGUGAUAUUUCAACCAAAUUCAUCACGUUCUUCGACUAUACCUCACCUACAGUUUACAGUCCACAAUGAAAUUCUCCCUCUCACACAAACUAAUCUCUCCAACAUCGUGACCUGUCAAAGCUCUUACAGGAUCACCACAAGUCCAAGUUUAGGGUCUGCUGUUCUUGUCCGGUCGGCCAGUUUGGAAGAGAUCCCUAUGGCCCGACACUCCAAGGAGCUCCACAGCACAGAGGCCAUGACGGACCUGCACCACUCAGGAGAAGUGCGUGACUUAGAUAAUGAGUUCAUCCAUCACCUGAAAAGCAGCAGGGGCACAGCACAUGAGAGGCAGGUGGACAGCAGUGUUUCUGAGAUGGAUACUGCCAUGUCCAAUCUGCAGUCAGCCGAGCGCAUUCUGAACAACCUUAUAUCUGAAACACAGCACAGUGAAGCAGAACACGACUGGUCAGAGGCAGUGCCAGAGGAAUUACUCAAAGGGGAACGGACAAAGCUCUAACAGUGGGACCAAGUAGU